CUAAGAAUAAAAGUCCAAGUCUCCAACAUUGUGGUGGCAGAGACAGCUUUUCUGAAGAAAUUCCCUGCUUCAUUAGGGCGUGCUUUCACCAAAAGCUAGUUUCUCUCUCUACGUUUGUGCUCUUAAACCUCUAUCCUUGGGUCCUAUUUCAAACUGGAAAUCAACCUCUAAGAAUAUGAGUCGGCAGCCGGAGGUUCUUUGGGCGCAGCGGUCGGACAAGAUAUACCUCACCGUGUCUCUGCCGGACGCCAAGGACAUUUCAGUGAAGUGUGAAGCGGAGGGCUUCUUCAGUUUCUCUGCAGUUGGAGUCAAUGGCGAAUCCUUUAAUUUCACUCUCCAAUUGUACGGCAAUAUCGCUCCUCAGGGAUGUAAGACAAAGAUUGGUUUAAGGAAUAUACUCUGCUCCGUCCAAAAAGAGCAAAAGGGGUGGUGGAAAAGACUACUGAAAUCUGAAGAAAAGCCUGCUCCAUACAUUAAGGUUGAUUGGAAUAAAUGGUGCGACGAAGAUGAUGAAGAAUCAGAGUCAAAUCUGGCUUCUGAUGAUGAUAUUGUGUACACCGGUGAAAAUGAAGAGAGCAGCGAUGAUGAAGGGAUGCUUUAUCUUCCUGAUUUGGAGAAAGCUAGAGGUAAUUAGAGAAGACCAAGUGCAACUGACAUGCAAGUAACUUCAUCUGAAACCCUGAUCUAGACAUUUGGGCCUCCCCACAAGACUUAUCACAUAGAUUCUCCAUGUUUGUGCUUAUCUUCUACCUUUUAAGAGUUAUCCCAUGCAUACCUUCAAUGAGAUGAGCAGGCUUCUCAAUUUGGAGAUCAUAUUAUGUAUAGAGUUCUUGAUCUCAAUGUAACACAACAAACAAGUCCAUCUCCUCCAACAUUUGGUAGUAAUAGUAUGAUUUCUGACAGUCA
Molecule: messenger RNA, 906 nt
Organism: Sesamum indicum (sesame)
Lineage: Eukaryota; Viridiplantae; Streptophyta; Magnoliopsida; Lamiales; Pedaliaceae
Product: HSP20-like chaperones superfamily protein
Biological process (GO): chaperone-mediated protein complex assembly; protein folding
Cellular component (GO): cytosol; nucleus
Molecular function (GO): protein-folding chaperone binding; Hsp90 protein binding
Source: RefSeq, a predicted model, not a curated record